Alternaria postmessia is the source of this 1092-nucleotide messenger RNA. RefSeq lists its product as uncharacterized. The record is from RefSeq and is a predicted model, not a curated record. Bases 1 to 1092 code for a protein of 363 amino acids. NCBI's taxonomy places the organism in Eukaryota, Fungi, Ascomycota, Dothideomycetes, Pleosporales, Pleosporaceae. The transcript is spliced from 2 exons.
AUGGGCAAGAGCCACCUUGAUCAGAGGCUAGUAUACCUAGCUCUUAGAAGUAUUUUCAAGGGAGCAGAUGCUCGUGUUCGUAAAUCCAAAAAGAUUCACGAGCUGAUCCAGAAGCAUCACCACCAACACGGCAUUAGCAAUCUUUUGGAAGAGCAUAACAUGGACAUGAUUUGCAACGUGGCCAAGACCCUUCUCGAACAACAAGUAUUCGAAUCAACACUAAGAGCAAAAAGCCGAUUCCCCGAGGUGUCAGAAGAUUCGCAAAGUCAGAGCGAAGGACAGGCAACUCCAUCGUCCUCGGCAUCAAGCACAGAGACAGCUCUCCAGAGUGUUAACAAACAAGUUCCAGAACGCACUUAUCAGCAGAUCGGUAGUCCCAUACCGUCGCUCUACCCAAUUUACUUACCAUUCUCCACUCAACACAAGGUCCUCGUCAGCGUCCAGCACAUGCUUGAAAGCGCCUGUUACACCUUUGCUCAAAAGAAAUUGAGAUUUGUACUGGAAACAGAAGGACUGGAGUGUGCUGAAGCGGUUGAGCUCCAUCGAUGGUCAAACAUAUUCCAGACACAACAAGUUGAAUUCCCUGAAGACAAUCUGGAAGCUCUUGGCAGGCCUCUACCCGAGCUCCUUCGCUCAAUGACAGAACUUCGGCAUGCGACAGUCCACCGGACCCGCCUGAGUGCAAACGCCGCCAUACAGAUCAUAAGCGAUGCAGAGUCGUUCGUAAAGCUGGUAAAAAAUGACACAUGUAUCAACGGCAUCUCAAGGUUGAGACGCGAAACAGAAACUAUCGUCAAGGCACUGAAGGCUAAGAAAGGCUCGUUGGAGCUGAAGUUGACAGGUAUGGAGAAGCGUCUGGAAGCUCAGAGGGCUGAUUUGGAGCGUCAGAAACUUGAAGCGAUCGAGAACGCAUUCAAAGAAGAUCGGAUAUAUAUUUUAUCUGCAGGAGCAAAUUUGGAGCGCGCCUUGACAUUGCCAGUGACUGCGAUGUACAACAGAGCCGCAAUGGAGCACGAGCCGGCUUUGGAGGCAGAUAUCGAAGAGCAUGUAUGCGAAGGUGAAACCAGCAUUUAUAACUGUAGAAUACAAUAG